Molecule: messenger RNA, 6800 nt
Organism: Xenopus laevis (African clawed frog)
Lineage: Eukaryota; Metazoa; Chordata; Amphibia; Anura; Pipidae
Gene: unc5c.S
Product: unc-5 netrin receptor C S homeolog
Exons: 17
Coding region: 863-3718 (951 amino acids)
Biological process (GO): signal transduction; axon guidance; netrin-activated signaling pathway
Cellular component (GO): membrane; plasma membrane
Molecular function (GO): netrin receptor activity
Source: RefSeq, a predicted model, not a curated record
CACAGCAGGAUAACACAGAAAUUCACGAAUUUAUUCGCCCAUCACUGCACACAAGUAGAAAUUAACCUAGAAUAAUCCUUCCUCUCUGAAUCAUCAGUUCCAAGACCAUUGCUGGGAUUCACACUUUGCUAUCUAGGCUAGACAAAUGCAUCGGUGGGGGGCUUUCUAACCCCUAAAAAAAGAAAAGCCUCGUGUAGCUGUUGCUGCUGCUGUUGUUGCUGCGCUGAAAGUCGCAGCCCCUUCCAAAUCCCGCGAUUAAGGGCUGUGCUUAGUUCAGCUCGCUGUGCAGCCAGAGAGGCAGGACUGUGUGUAGAGGAGAAGAAGAAGAAGAAGAGAGCAGAGUGUGGCACAGGCAGACUUUCUCUCAGUCUCUCCUCGCAUCACAGUAAAAAAAAAGCGCAGACGAGCCAUUCGCUGUCACUGCCAGUCACUCGCCUGAGCUCGCACACGCCACACCGCUCAGCCAGACUCAUGAUUUACUCUGUGGGAUUCUACCAGCACUUCACUGAAUGGUCCCUUCGGAUGCUGCUGGCUGUUCGGGCGCUGCGAGAUCACAGAGACUUCGUCCCAGGCUUUUAGCGAAUCUCCUCAGCGACCCUUUAGCCCUUUGCUCGGCGGAUCCGGUUUGCCACAUCGCACGGGAUUUUUCUGCCCUUAAAGGAUUACUGAAGUAGUAGGAGACAAAGUCAUUGGUGGUUGGUUCCUAGGCUUGGGCUGCCAUGAAUCCCCCCUGACUUCUUCUUCCAGGGAAUAAAUGCACUUCAGCGUGUUUGUGUAACUGUUGGCAGCCCCUUGCGCUGCUGCUGCUGAGGAAAGUGGAGUUGUUUUUUGUACUGAGCCAGAAUUUGUGCCUUCCAGUCUGAUGGGGAAGGGCAUGGAAACUGCCAGCUGCGGAGUGGGACUGGGGUGCAUCCUGCAGUUGUUCUUUCUACCUGCCCUGGCCAUACUGAGCGCCGGCAGCACCUUGGCAGCUCAAGAUGAUGAUUUUUUUCAUGAACUCCCAGAAACUUUUCCAUCUGACCCACCAGAGCCAUUGCCCCACUUCCUCAUUGAGCCAGAAGAAGCUUACAUUGUGAAGAACAAGCCAGUCAAUUUAUACUGUAAGGCCAGCCCUGCAACGCAAAUCUACUUCAAGUGCAACAGUGAAUGGGUACACCAGAAAGACCAUCUGGUGAAUGAAAAAGUAGAUGAAACUUCAGGUCUGAUUGUUCGAGAAGUGAGUAUAGAAAUAUCCCGGCAGCAAGUAGAGGAGCUCUUUGGUCUGGAAGACUAUUGGUGCCAGUGUGUAGCCUGGAGCUCUGCAGGUACCACAAAAAGCAGGAAGGCAUAUGUGCGGAUAGCAUACUUAAGGAAGACUUUUGAACAAGAACCACUUGGGAAGGAAGUGUCUUUGGAACAAGAAGUUUUAUUGCAAUGUCGCCCACCUGAAGGGAUACCUGGAGCCGAGGUGGAGUGGCUGAAAAAUGAGGAUGUGAUUGAUCCCGUGGAGGACCGGAAUUUUUAUAUCACCAUUGAUCAUAAUCUCAUUAUUAAACAAGCAAGACUUUCAGACACAGCCAAUUAUACAUGUGUGGCCAAAAACAUUGUAGGCAAAAGAAGAAGCACCACUGCAACAGUCAUCGUAUACGUAAAUGGAGGUUGGUCCACCUGGACAGAGUGGUCUGCGUGCUCUAAUCGUUGUGGAAAAGGAUACCAGAAGCGCACCAGAACUUGCACCAAUCCUGCACCUCUUAAUGGAGGGUACAUCUGUGAAGGGCAAGGUGUUCAGAAAAUGGCUUGCACCUCUCUGUGUCCAGAGGAUGGUGAAUGGACAGCGUGGAGUAAGUGGUCUACGUGUGGGACAGAAUGCACGCAUUGGCGACGCAGAGACUGUGCAAAUCCGCCACCCAAAAAUGGAGGAAAAGACUGUGAUGGCCCAGUUCUGCAGUCCAAGAACUGCACAGAUGGAUUAUGCAUGCAAGGUUUGAUUUACCCCCAUUCACCCAGAAUCCAUGAGCAGAAAACACAAAAAGAAUAUGAAUAUUCCUCUGCUCCAAGCUCGGACAAUGUGGCACUGUAUGUUGGCUUAGUGAUUGCUGUGAUUGUGUGCCUAGCCAUAUCAUUUAUUGUGGCACUAUUUGUCUAUCGCAAGAAUCAUCGGGGCUUUGAAUCUGACAUCAUUGACACUUCUGCACUAAAUGGUGGAUUUCAAGCUGUCAACAUCAAAGCAGCCAGACAAGAUCUCCUGGGAGUUCCUCCUGAUCUCACAUCUGCAGCAGCCAUGUACAGAGGACCUGUCUAUGCCCUUCAUGAUGUCUCAGAUAAGAUUCCAAUGACUAAUUCGCCUCUAUUGGACCCUCUCCCUAAUUUGAAAAUUAAAGUGUACAAUUCCUCAGGUACAGUUACUCCUCAAGAUGACCUGUCUGACUAUACGUCAAAGCUUUCCUCGCAAAUCACACAAACCUUAAUGGAGAAUGAUACUCUAAAUAUGAAGAACCAAAGCCUUGCAAGACAGACGGAUCCAUCGUGCACUGCUUUUGGAACCUUCAAUUCACUUGGAGGCCACUUAAUUAUUCCUAAUUCAGGAGUGAGCUUGCUGAUUCCUGCCGGGGCUGUUCCUCAGGGAAGAGUGUAUGAAAUGUAUGUGACUGUUCACAGAAAAGAGAACAUGAGGCCGCCAAUAGAAGACAGCCAAACACUGCUUACUCCAGUAGUGAGUUGUGGGCCACCUGGAGCACUGAUGACCCGUCCUGUUAUUCUCACUAUGCACCACUGUGCCGAAACAAAUGCAGAGGACUGGAAAAUGCAGCUUAAUGAGCAGUCUAUGCAAGGACAAUGGGAGGAUGUUGUGUUUGUCGGAGAAGAAAAUUUCACCACUCCCUGUUAUAUCCAGAUGGAGUCAGAAGCCUGUCAUAUACUCACAGAAACGUUAAGCACCUAUGCACUAGUUGGACAGUCGACCAGCAAAUUGUCAGCAAAGAGGCUGCAGUUAGCAUUAUUCGGGCCAACGUCCUGCACUUCUUUAGAAUAUAACAUUCGAGUUUAUUGUUUGGAUGACACUCAGGAUGCACUUAAGGAAGUGAUACAACAGGAAAGGAAGGUUGGAGGGCAGUUACUGGAUGAACCAAAAACUCUUCACUUCAAAGGAAGUACUCAUAACCUGCGCCUUUCCAUCCAUGAUGUUCCACAUUCCUUAUGGAAAAGCAAAUUAUUAGCUAAAUAUCAGGAAAUUCCUUUCUAUCACAUCUGGAGCGGAUGCCAAAGGAACCUUCACUGCACCUUCACUCUGGAACGCUUCAGCCUGAGCACGGUAGAGUUAGUGUGCAAGCUCUGCGUGAGGCAAGUGGAAGGGGAAGGACAGAUCUUUCAGCUCAAUUGCACAGCCUCAGAGGAAUCUAGCAGCAUUAUUGAUUUGCCACUCAUGGAUUCAGCUAGUACCAUUACUACAAUUGUAGGACCAAGUGCUUUCAGCAUUCCCCUAACAAUACGGCAGAAACUUUGCAGCAGCCUGGAUGCCCCUCAGACCCGUGGACAUGACUGGAGAAUGCUUGCCCAUAAACUCAAGUUAGACAGGUACCUUAAUUACUUUGCUACCAAACCCAGCCCCACAGGGGUUAUUUUAGAUCUCUGGGAAGCCCAGAACUACCCAGAUGGAAACUUCAGCACUCUGGCUGCAGUCCUGGAAGAGAUGGGCCGACACGAGACCGUGAUUUCAUUAGCAGCCGAAGGAAAAUAUUGAUCACCGUGUGCAAGAACAAGUGGCAGUUGGGAGCUCCUUAUACCUUUGCAGAGUUCCACAGUAAACAGGACAUGGAGAAAAGUAUCCCAACCAAUGAGUUUCACCUAUUCUAUUUAAAAUGACUUUGAUAUAAACCUUUCUUGUACAUGAACACAGAAAUGGGAAGAAAAAAACCAUGCAACACUGUAUCUUGAAAAUUAUAAACCAGCCUCGUUCAGUGUGUCUAUACACAGCUUGGUACAGGAUUUUACAGUUUCCUAGGAAACGCAUUUUAUUCCUAUCCAGGUACAUGGAUAAACUUUUCUUUACAAUCCCAGUUCCAAUGGACUUUGUUUACAUCCAGUGAUGGACAGGGGUUAUCAAUACUGUUCCAUGACUAUUUGUAUUGUGUGUAAGACAUCAGAAUGAGUGCACCCCCUGGGGGUAAUUAGUACAAUCUGCUCGGUGCAGUGAUCACAUCACAGAUAAUCCCCUGUUUCCAGAUCCUUUUGUUCAUACAAAGUCUGGAAACUGAAUAACUCAGCGAUCUGCAAAUUCUGAAUAUCCAGCUGUUGCUGGACUACUACUCCCACAAACCUUUACAGGCAUCAGCAGUUGCUGGUUUCUGAGAGUUGUAGUUCAGCAACAGCUGGAUGCAGAUUGCUCAUAUCCCUGGAAUAUUUUCAAGUGCUAAACAGAAAAGCAUUCCUCUGCCAAUAUUUCUGGCAAGUCAAAGACUUUAUUUUUUUACAUUUUGCAAAGAAGAAGUUAGGGGGAGAAAUCAGUUAUAGUUGAGUUAUGGAAACAUAUUACACAUGGGUUGGGAAUAGCCAUUUGGAGAGCAGUUCUAUUUUUCCUUUUUAUUAAUGGGAUUAGUAUAAAACAUCUAUACUGUCUAUCCAAGUAAACAAUAUUUCUCUUAUCAAACGCCAUUCCACAGUAUUGUAUAUGUUCUUGUUUUAUAUUAGUAAACUUUCACACUAAUAUGAGUUCUUAAGAGGCUGUUAUAAUAAGCCUUUAUUUCUAGCAAUACUGGAGGAUUCAGUCCCUGUGCAAGAAAGAAGGCAGCCAUCUCUUUGAGCACAUGCAGUAUUAUAGUAUCACCAUUAUAUAAGGUGUAUCUCUUAAAGAACUAACAGUCAGCAUGGAAUCCUUUAUCACAGCUUCCCAGCCAACUCCUAAUCCCUACACUGCAAAGUAUUCUUUUGGUGCAGUCCCAGGAACAGAAUGAGCAGCUCUUGUAUCUGCUGGCAAAAUAGUACCGUAAGUAAAUACCAGACCCCUCGACAAUCUUCAUAAAGAGCUCUAUGAUAUCCCCAUAUUAGAGAUAAAUGACAUGUUUCAAUUAUCAGCCCCCUUAAAUGAGGGAAAAUAAAGCAUAUUUUCAUCCAUAUCACCCACGAUUCUCCAGGAGCAAUCACAGAUUCAAGUCACAAAGGCCUAUCUCUGAUUCAGCCAAUCAGAAAAUGUCAACAUGGGCAUCACGAGCAGCAGAGUUUCAUGAAGCUCAAAAAUAAAACCGUGGCUAAAAUUAAUAUCAGACCCAACUUAAGUCGCUCACAAGUAUCCGCAAAUCAACUUGGUUUUGGAGAUCUAUAUGAUUUCAUAGGAAUUUAGAUGUUUUUUUACUAUUUGAUAUCUCUAGAAAGUAAUUUUAUACAGACACACUUAGGCCCACAAAUUUGAUGACUCAUAAUUAAUAAGAAAAAAUAUACUAUUUACUAUAACCAAUGUUUAUCAUCAACGUAUUUUCCCUAGAAAGACAUUCAACUAUGUUGACAUGUAACACUGCAUUAUGGAGUAUCACAAUAAGAAUAUUUGAUUGCUUUCUCAAAAAUGUAUCAUCUAUUAAUGACCACUACGUGGUCACAUGGCAUUAGUGUCUAGGAAGAUGGUGGAUGAGAAAGCAUUAUGGCAGUAUCUACUCACAUGCAUAUGUCAAUGCCCAAUAGCUGGCUGGGGAUUCUGGAAGUUGUAGUUUGCAUGAGCAAGGAAGGAGGAGGUCAAUAUUUUGAUGUGGGUCUGGCCUAACUCAUAGGUAACAUGUAUGACAAAGCUAUAAUACUGUCACUGGCACAACUAAAUAGCUUUAGUACAUGGCUCCAUAUUAUAUAAUGUUUCAAUAAAACUAAUGUCUGACCAUAAGGAAUUAGAUUACUUUUGCUGUUAAAAACAAUGACAGAAUGGCUCUGGCAUUACAUAUCUCUUUCAUUCUAACAUAUAUAAUAAUCAAAUGCUCAAAUGACUUUACCCUUGUAGCUGGUUCAGCCAGGUAAAGAAGUGAAUUACAGUAGUAAUUCUAUUAGCAAUCCCUAUCUGCUUGGUAGUAAAGUUGAUUCACUACAAAAAUAAAAUUACAUAGUUAUCUAGAGCCUUCUGUACAUAAACACAUUUGAAAAUAUGCUACAUUGCUGGCAGUGUAGACAUGGAUAUUGUGUCUGCUUGUAGCUGGCUUCUUUUAUCUUUUUUUUGUAGUGAAUACAUUUUGGAGGAUGAGAAGGUGUCGAGUUUAUUACAAGAUCAAAACACAGAAUUCUAAUCCCGCAUGGCCAUAAAAAACGAAUAUCUGCAUCAUUUUACAAUCUGAUACAUAGGCCUCGAUUAGAUAUCAGCUUUGAAUAAGGCAAGUCAUUGGCUUUAUCAGUAAGGUGCAUUCCUUUUUGUAACACAAUAAUAACACAUUUUAUAGAAAAACAGGACGGGACUGCAUAUAAAAAUAGGUGCAGGAUUUAUGAACACAAGCCAACUUUUCUCUAGUAACUGUUGAUAAAUAUUGUACAACUGGAUUCAGGUGCCUAUAUCUGUUUCUCAAUAAAUACAGAAUUUAAAUGAAGUUGUGAUAUCCAGUAGGAGAUGCCCUAACAGGUUAUUAUUGGCAAAUGUUGACAAUACUAUCGUCCUCGGCUUUGUAAGGUUAAAUGGAGAUCGAGGUUAUCAUGUAGUUGGGUUUGACUUGUCAACAGAUGUAGGAGCUUCUCUAAAACACAACAAAGCACAAUGUUGAACAGAAUCCAACAGGAGGCUUCAUUAAAGGAGAAGGAAAGCUUUAAACUAAGUAAGCUUAAUCAGAAAGGUCUAUAUGAAUACACUAGUAAACCCUCAA